This is a messenger RNA of Mizuhopecten yessoensis (Yesso scallop), 2886 nucleotides long. RefSeq names its product E3 ubiquitin-protein ligase TRIM56-like. The record is from RefSeq and is a predicted model, not a curated record. The coding region runs from base 306 to 1520 and encodes 404 amino acids. The transcript has 2 exons. Gene Ontology annotation, molecular function: zinc ion binding. NCBI's taxonomy places the organism in Eukaryota, Metazoa, Mollusca, Bivalvia, Pectinida, Pectinidae.
UGUCUAAAUUUAGAAUAAGGGGAUUUCCAUUAACGCUGGCCGACAGUUCAGAUAAUAAUGAAAGCUCUUCAUUGUAAACAAACAUUUUGAUAAUCUCGUUUUCAUCAUUUGAUAUAAAUGGGCCUAGUUUUGUGAUAAAGUAUCCCCGAUACUCUGGAUAUCAAUGUGAUACCUAGACUUAGUAUUUACUUAUUGGAAAUUUCCCGCUGACCUUAUUAUGUAGACGUUCACUGACUUCCAGGAAGAGGAACUACAAUUGACAGGGAAAACGACCAUCUCUGCUGAUUUCACCUUUGAUCCAGCUUAUGAUGGCUGUUGGAGGGCAUGACCCUACCUUCCAUGGAGAUUGGUGCGAUGAGACGAUGGAAUGCCUGACGUGUCGAGUAUGUCGGGAUACACUGAAAGAUCCAAGGAUCCUAGAGUGUGGCCAUACGUUUUGUUUGGUGUGCAUCCAAACCGUUUACUUGGGGUACCCCGAGGGACUUAACUCAGCCCUUUGUCCAUUAUGUAAAACACGGUUUUUCCCAAAAGGAAGAAAUGCGGGAAAUUUCCCGAAGAAUUAUGUGGCGAUGGACUGUUUGGCGACGUUGAAAAAAUAUGACAACGAAGAAAGAGUGGACCCCGAACAGGAACACUGUGAAAUGUGUGAAGAUGUGGACGUCGUUCAGGCCACAUUUUACUGUGUAGAAUGUUCCAGGUAUUUGUGUCGACAAUGUGAGAAAAAACACCGUAGACUUCACGCUGCGCAUGUCUCCAUGGACCUAAACGAUAUCAGAGAUACAAAAGUGCAUGAUUUACUUCGCAGUCACAAAGAGGACGAUGAUUGUCCAGAUCAUCCGGGUUCCAAAAUGACCCGGUUUUGCGUUCCUUGUAAAACACCCGUAUGUGAACAUUGUUAUCAAACGCCUAAACAUCGACAACAUCGCACGUCACCUCUCGGUGCAGCUGUAGAAAGUGUUCAACAUGACCUUUCACGUUUGAGAAUGGACGUUGAGCAACACAUCAAAGAACUAGAAAAGUGUCGUGCCUAUUGGACAAACAUGCACGGGAAACUGGAAGAUACUCACCAGUCAAUGCUAGAAAAGGCAAAUGCACGUGCGCAAGAAAUCCAUGAGAUGAUCAACAUAAAACAAAAACGUACUAUAAAUGAAAUUGAAUCCUAUUACACAGCAACGAAUACUGACAUUAGAGGUCAACUGGAUAAUCUGGAGGCUUACUUACGGAAUAACAGAGAUCUAUUAGACAAAACAAGGGCUGUUGAAACCGUUGGGUCUGCCUGUCAGAAGCUGAAAGAGUUAACGUCUUUAACGGAACAGCUGACACAAAACCGCAAACAGAAGAUAACUUGGCCAUCCACCUUCUAUAAGCACAGUAUACAGUUUUUGCCCUUUCGGUACAAGAAGCUGGCAGCCAGACCAGGUAUUGGUGUCGUUGUUGGCAAACAUGACUACUUCCUCCUACAUCACUAUUGGACAUUUAAGAAAAUAUCUUCUGAAGAUAUCAUCGCCUCUCGUGUAUGACGUCACAUGGCAACCGUUGUUCUACUCGACGAAUGACAAUGGCAGGCACUUCUAUUUUUCCAUCAGCUUACGGAUUCCCGUGCCAUGGACAAAAAAUCUCAACUAUGCAUUGAUUUUUUUAAUUUCCGGCACACCUAAAGCUUUGCAAAAUCAUUUAUGAAAAGCAAACUAUACCCUUUGGGAUUUAUGUGAAAAAGCGUAAACAAAGAUUAACCAACAACGAUGUUUCUGACUGUAAAAUCCAGUGCGGCUUUAUCAGAAUUCGAACCAUGGACCUCAAAUUGUAAUACUGAUUCUUAACCAACUGUGCUACCUGGUCAACUGAAUUCUCCCCGCAAACUCGAGCUUCAGUUAUAUCGAAAAUCAAAUUAUGAAGAGGUUUGUAUACGAAAACAACAGAGAAGUAGUUUCUCCUACAGUGGAAAUGUAGUAUUAAAAUACUUAUUUAGGACCACCUUUUUAUAAACAUCCACCGAAGCGAGCACGAGGGUAUAUUUCGAGAGAUACAUGUAUUAUUUACAAAGUUGUCUUAAUGAAGGAAGGACUCAUUUCUCGAUUACUUUAAUUUUAGCCGAAGAAAGUGAGUCACGUGACGUUUUUGAAACUGAAACGUCAUAAUUAUCAUAAUGGCGACCACAAAACAAUUUCCUGUGUACGUGAGAUUAUUUGGAUUUUACUUAGUUUAGAUGGCAGGUGCUGUGUAUGAAGCAAAAGACGCCUUCCCUUCCGGACCAUCUUGGGGUUGUUUCCGUUGCAAUGGUUUUCAUGUUUUUAUUUUUUACACUAGCUUAUCACUUUUGAGUUCCAAGUAAGAUUGGUUGAUAUUCCGGUAUUCCCCUGUCGCUUCCCCUGUACUAGUGAAGAGUUUCAAUAAAGGGAAGUAAGUCUUUUUAUGUUAAUGAACUAUUUACACUUUCCUUCUAUAUAACACCCGAAGACAUACAUAAACAUAUACAUCGAUGUCCGCUUUCGGUUUUACGGGAAGUUUGAACAAAAAAAGUUAUCAUAUCAAUAACAAAUUACGAAAACAAAGGAUUCGCAAUCUCUCGUGUUGCAACAAAUAAUCUCUUUUCGAUUAACUAUAUUCAAUGGCACAACCAAAAUUACACAAAAAUGUAUAUCAAGGAUUUUUUUUAACUUGUUGUAUAGAAGUGAAAUAGUGUAAUGUUCAAAAGUAAUUUUGGUGCAAUAUAUCGAUGGGCUGCAAUAAUACAUACCUCCAAUCCUUGUUAUUUAUUUCAUCCUAUAGUCAUAUCCAAAUAUACAGUGAUAUUUUGUAUUUCAUCAAAAGGCAAUGCUUUUACAUAUAUAAACAUCAUAACUCACAAUGAAGUCAUCCUGAGAUUUUACUUUAACUUUAUUAUUA